UGAGUUUACUUACAAUUUUCCUGUUAAUUUUUGGUAUUUCAAAAAUUAAAAUUUGUAUAAAUAAAUUCAGUCUCUGUACAACUACGUAAAUUAAUUUCAAUGCUGUCGGCCCUGAACUCAAAAAUGAGCAAAAUCUUUUUAUUCUAUAUUCCAGCUAAAGACAUCAAGAUGAUUCAAGGCAACACAGCUGAAGCGAUUCUGGCACAGUCCAGGGAAGUGUUGCAGACUAAAGGGGAGUGGGAGCUUGCAGAUAUUGAAAUAGUUCCAUCUACCCUGAUGAUAAGUGAUGGGAGCUACUCUGACAUCAAAUUCUUUAUCAUUUUGAAACGUAGACCAAUCCUCUACGUGGUGAAUCUCCUGAUCCCCAGCUGCUUCCUUAUGGCAGUGGACCUCUUCAGCUUCCUGCUGCCUCCCCAGAAUGUGGACCGAGCCGCCUUCAAGAUGACCCUCAUCCUGGGCUACACCGUCUUCCUGCUCAUCAUGAAUGACUUGCUGCCUGUCACUGGGGACUCAACACCUCUCAUAAGUGAGUGACACCUAUAAGUAGAUAUAAAACUAGCCAAAUUAUACAUUUUAUCUAUUGAGAAGGAAGCC
This is a messenger RNA of Lates calcarifer (barramundi perch), 594 nucleotides long. RefSeq names its product 5-hydroxytryptamine receptor 3C. The record is from RefSeq and is a predicted model, not a curated record. Gene Ontology annotation, molecular function: transmembrane signaling receptor activity; monoatomic ion channel activity; neurotransmitter receptor activity. Bases 100 to 534 code for a protein of 144 amino acids. Gene Ontology annotation, biological process: nervous system process; signal transduction; chemical synaptic transmission. Gene Ontology annotation, cellular component: membrane; neuron projection; synapse. Lineage: Eukaryota; Metazoa; Chordata; Actinopteri; Centropomidae. The transcript is spliced from 2 exons.